Vespa velutina is the source of this 2737-nucleotide messenger RNA. It is a transcript of the gene Atac3, whose product is annotated as GA-binding protein subunit beta-2. The coding region runs from base 364 to 1932 and encodes 522 amino acids. The transcript is spliced from 8 exons. Gene Ontology annotation, molecular function: transcription cis-regulatory region binding; protein binding. The record is from RefSeq and is a predicted model, not a curated record. Gene Ontology annotation, cellular component: nucleus. NCBI's taxonomy places the organism in Eukaryota, Metazoa, Arthropoda, Insecta, Hymenoptera, Vespidae. Gene Ontology annotation, biological process: positive regulation of transcription by RNA polymerase II.
CGCUGCGAAACAUUAUUAUUAUUGAACAUAUUUUACGUUUAGAUCGUUUAUUAUGUUGUAAUAAACCAGUUUUAUAAACCAGAAUACAAAUGUAUUGUUGUAAUCAAUUGAAUUUAAAAAAUAUUCUUUGAUUCGUGCUCAAGGUUCAUUGGAAUAUCGGAUAAAUUAUGUCAGGAAUGGCGCCAAUGCGUCGCCAUUUUUAUAAAACUUUAGCCAGUCCGUAAAUCGAGAAGGCUGUGGGGAGGAAGAAUUCUGAUAAAGGUCGCGUGCUCGACGGAAACUUGCACGAAAAACCAGCAAAACGCGUGAAUAAUGUGCUGGUCUGUGCAUCAGAGAGAGGGGAAUUGAGUUCGAUAUACAAACAUGCAAGCUGAGAGUAUCUGUGCCAAUGAUAUCGAGGGACUGGACGAAGACACUCUUAUACCAGUUGAAAUUUUAUCUUGCGAUGUCUCCCAACGUUCACGUUCUCAAGAUGCCUUAUCAAUAGUAGAAUUAGGAAAGCAAUUAUUACUUAGUGCAAAAAAUGGAGACACAGAGACUGUUCGUGAACUUAUGUGUAGAGGAGCACCCUUCACGACAGAUUGUCUUGGUACAAGUGCUUUGCAUUUGGCAGCACAAAAUAAUCAUACAGAAACCGCUGAAGUUUUACUCAGAGCAGGAAUAUCCAGAGAUGCAAGAACCAAGGUAGACAGAACACCACUGCAUAUGGCCGCUUAUGAAGGUCAUCAUCAGAUGGCACAGUUAUUGUUAAACUAUGGAGCUGAUGUUGAUAGUAGAGACAUGCUUAAGAUGACUCCUUUACAUUGGGCAGUAGAAAGGGAACAUAUAGAAGUGAUGCAUGUUUUAUUGGAACAUGGUGCAGAUGCAAAUGCAACUAGUAAAUUUGACAAGACACCAAUUAGCCUAGCUUUGGAACAUGAUAGACUUGACUUGGUGGACAUACUUCAGCAAGAACGAGAAAUUAUAGGAAUACAAGCCCAACAACAAAAUCAAGCUAGUUCUGCAGAAUUAGAAGUAGCAACUCACAAUUUAAUUCAAUUAGAAGCAGAAGCAGAAGCAGCAAAUGAAGAACAACAAAAACUAGAACUUGCUCAACAACAAUCACAAUCAAAACGUAAAAAUACCCAAGGUAAUAAAAAGCCAAGAAUGAUUCUUCAACAAAUUCAUGUACCACCAUCUACUGAAAUGGAACCAGAAAAAGAAAUGAAAGAUACAGAGGAAAUUAUUAAUACGAAUAAUGUUAACAAUAAUAAAAAACGUAAAGAUGUAACAACAAUGAGUGGAGUCAAUAAACAAUUCAGGUUAUUAGAAGCACAUGGAAUUACAAUGAUACCAAUGGAUGAUGAUGCGUCCAUUGUAGAGAAUGCAAUGGAAAGUGGAAGAACUGUUGUCCUUACAGAGGCUGGUAAACUUGCCUUAAACUUAACAAGAGGUUCUCCAUUAAGUAUGAAACGACUUCAAGUAACUUCAAGAAGAGGAACUCCAAGAAAAGUGAUAGCUAUACGAGCAGAUCAGAUUUUAAAUCAAAAUGCACCUAGCCUUACAUCCCGUGGCCCGAACAUAUUAAAAAGAUCUUCCGUAGAUAAUAAAGCUGGAAAAUUAUUUAUUUCUUCUCUUUCAACUGCUGUGACUGUUCCAACAUUAACGCAAUCUCAAUAUACAACAGCGUCAGAGAACAAAAUAGUCACUUCAUCUUCCAAGAUAACAGAACCAAUCAUUUUACAACUGGAUGAUGAUAUAGAAGAAGUCAUAGAAGAAGAUAAUACAGAUAAUAAUGAGCCAGUAAUGGAUAUAGCAGUGCUUAAUAGACAGUUAGCAGAAGCCCGAAGACAAGCCGCCGAAUAUCGCAAGCAAUUACAAAAAAAGGAGGAGGAAGCAGAAAUAUACAAACAGCAACUUAAAAACAUCGCAUCUCAAAGAAAAUCUAAAUAAUUUUAAAUAAGUAAAUUCUCUCCACAUGGUUUCAUCUUACAAUAAGCGCAAGCAUUUUUCUUUUUUUAUUACAAAUACUUAAUCGACGAAUUUUGUAGUAUUGCUGAAUUUUUUUUUAUAUACAAGUGAAGUUACAUAAACAACUGAUAACUUAUGCGAAUCUUACUAUCUACUCACAUAUUAUCUCUUAUAUACAACAAUUCAUAAUUCAAUACAUGAACUUAUAUUAAUUUAAUAUAUGCAUACUUUUGUAAAGGUGCAUUUAAAAUAAUUAAUGAUGAAGCUAGAUUGAAGAUGAAAAUAAUUUCUGUAAAAAAGAACUUACAUACGCAUAUUAACAUAGAAGUGCUUUCUACAUAAUGUCUCCUGAAUGUAAUAAAAAAAUCCUAAUCUUUUAAAUAUAGAAAAAUAUUAACUUACUAUAUUUUCCUAUAUAUUUGCCUUAGUAAAUAGAAUACAAGAUAAAAUAUUUAUUUAUUCUUUUUCUAUAUCAUACAAUAAUAAUCAUUUAUAAAUAGGAUUCAUUAAUAUAUUCUGCAGUAUAUAUAGAUAUAUGCAUACAAUUACAUAAACAAUACGAAUCCAUUCGACAUGAAUUAUAAGUUUAAUAUGAUAAAUGUACACAGAUGUACAGCAGGGUAUUUAUAAAUUUAAUGUAGCCAUCUAUUAAAGAUGUUUCUUUAAAUUUUUACCAUUUUACAUUAAGAGUACAAAAUGUAGAAAGCAAAUAAGCAAAUGGUUCAAGAUUUUUCAUGAAUGUAACAUAAAAGAUGUGUUUAUGAAAUAAAUUUAUAUUACAAAGAGA